AUGGCUGGACCCGUGAAGAAGAAGUGGUACAACAUCCAGUGGUUUUCCGACACUGACACGCCGGAGGAGCGCAGAUUCAUCAUCAAGCUUGAUGCUCUCAUCGUUCCCUAUGCCGUCCUAUCAUACUGGGUCAAGUACAUUGACCAGUCUAAUCUGAACAAUGCAUACGUCGCCGGACUGAAAGAGGAUCUGGGCUUCCACGGCAACGAGCUCGUCCAGCUCCAGACGCUGUACGUGGUCGGCGCCGUGGUCGGGCAGAUCCCCUUCUUCUUUCUGCUGACCUACAUCCCCAUCUACUGGCUACUGCCCUUCCUCGACGUCGCGUGGGGAAUCUUCACGCUCCUGCAGUUCCGGGUAAACGGCUUCGCCGAGCUGGCGGCCUACCGCUUCCUGGUCGGCUGGUUCGAGGCGCCUUACUUCCCCAUCAUCCACUACAUGCUCGGCUCGUGGUACCGCGGAGACGAGAUCGGCCGUCGCGGCGGAAUCUUCUACCUCGGCCUGUCGUUGGGUACCCUGACGGCCGGCCUCAUCCAGGCGGGCGCCUCGGCCCGCCUGGACGGCGUCAACGGCCUGGAGGGCUGGCGCUGGAUGUACAUCAUCUGCUCCCUCAUCACCAUCCCCGUCGGCUUCCUCGGCUACAUCAUCCUGCCGGGAACGCCCGACCAGCCCAACCGCCGGGUGCUCAAGCAGAAGGACAUCGACAUCGGGGAGAGGCGGCUGAGACGCGUGGGCCACAGCUCCCACGGGAAGAUGAAGUGGGUGCACCUGAAGAAGGUGCUCCUCAGCCCGCAGUUCUGGGGUAUCAUCGCCGUCGACAUAUUCUUCUGGCAGUCGGGCACGCACAGCUCGGCCGGCUCCUUCCUCCUGUGGAUCAAGAGUCUGGAUCGGUACUCCCAGGCCAAGAUCAACGAGCUGGGGACGAUCGCACCCGCCCUGGGUAUCUUCUACACCCUGCUCGUGUGCUUUUCCUCGGAUCUCCUGAUCGGCCCCGCGUGGGCCAUCACGCUCGCCCACUUCUGGAACGCCCUGGGUCUCAUCAUCCUGACGAUCUGGGACGUCCCCGAGUCGGCGCUCUGGUUCGCCUACUCGACCAUCUACGCCUCCGUCUCCAUGUCGAGCGUCUUUCACGGCUGGGUGAACACCCAGCUGAGAGCGUCCCCGGCCGAGCGAUCGUUCACCUUGGUCUUGAUCAACGCAAUCUCCCAGUCUACCACGGCGUGGACGCCACUUCUCACCUAUCCUACGGUUGAGGGCCCUAGGUUCCGCAAGGGAUACCCCUUCACUCUGUCGAUGUCGCUGAUCCUCAUCAUCUGCACGCAUGCCCUUCGACUGUACCUGAAGCACCGCGAGUAA
This is a messenger RNA of Geosmithia morbida, 1353 nucleotides long. Its product is annotated as Major Facilitator Superfamily. Lineage: Eukaryota; Fungi; Ascomycota; Sordariomycetes; Hypocreales; Bionectriaceae. Gene Ontology annotation, biological process: transmembrane transport. The transcript is spliced from 2 exons. The record is from RefSeq and is a predicted model, not a curated record. Gene Ontology annotation, cellular component: membrane. Gene Ontology annotation, molecular function: transmembrane transporter activity. The coding region runs from base 1 to 1353 and encodes 450 amino acids.